CUUCGGGUGAUUUACGUGCGCUGUGAAGGCGCCCAGGGCGCCGCGGUCCCCUGCCACGAGGCGGGAGCGCUUCAUUGCCUGCUUCAAGCCUGCGAGGCCGAGGGCGUCCACUUCAUCUCCGUGUCCUUCGGGAAGCUCGACUUCGGGGAGACCGCUGCGCUUGACGCCUUCUAUGAUGCAGAUGUUGCCAUUGUGGACAUGAGUGACAUCUUCAGAUGGCCUUCCCUCUUCUACCAUCUUGGAGUCCGUGAGAGCUUUGACAUAGCCAAUAACGUGAUCCUGUACCAUGACACCAAUGCUGAUACUGCUCUGUCGUUGAAGGAUAUGGUAACUCAAAAAAACACAGCAUCUAGUGGAAAUUAUUACUUCAUCCCCUACAUUGUGACGCCAUGUGGUACUUGUCUUUACUAUGAGAAUGUUGCCCGGAAUCAAGCUUCAGCACACAUGCAGCCCAACUUGGAGGCCGUCCUGCGCCCGCUGUGCAUGCCCCUGGUGGACAGGUUCAUUAGCCUUCUCAAGGACAUCCAUGUGACUUCUUGUACUUAUUACAAAGAAGCCUUGUUAAAUGACAUCCGGAAUGCCAGAGUGAAAUACCAAGGCAAUGAACUGGCAAAGGAGCUGGCUAGGAUCAAACUUCGCAUGAAUAGCAUUGAGGUUAUGACCUCAGAUAUCAUCAUUAAUUUACUCCUGACCUACCGUGAUAUCCAGGACUAUGAUGCAAUGAUCAAGCUGGUAGAAACACUGGAGAUGCUGCCUAUGUGUGAUGUGGCUGAUCAGCAUAAUAUUAGAUACCACUACGCAUUUGCACUGAAUAGGAGAAAUGGCACAAGUGACCGUGAGAAGGCUGUUCAGGUCAUCUUCCAGAUUUUGCACAGCUGUGACCACCCAUCCCCUGACAUGUUCUGCCUCUGUGGGAGGAUCUACAAGGAUAUAUUCUUGGAUUCAAUGUGUGAAGAUGAUAUCAGCCGAGAAAAGGCCAUUUCAUGGUAUCGCAAGGGAUUUGAACUCCAGCCAUCUCUUUAUUCGGGAAUUAACCUUGUAAUUUUGCUGAUAGUUGCUGGACAGAACUUUGAAACUUCUAGGGAACUAAGAAGAAUAGGUGUCCAUCUGAACAAUUUGUUGGAAAGAAAAGGGAGCUUGGAGAAAAUGAGCAAUUACUGGGAUGUGGCUCACGUCUUCACCAUCACCAUGCUGGUCAGCAAUGUUGGGAAAGCUAUCCAGGCAGCGGAGAGGUUGUUUAGACUGAAGCCUCCAGUCUGGUACCUGCGAUCAUUAGUUCAAAACUUGUUGUUAAUUCUGCGCUUUAAGAAACUUGAUUUUGACUAUUCAUCCAGUCAAGAACAACUUAACUUCUGGUUAGAAAUAAUUUUUGAAACGACUAAAGUUCCUGAUGGACUCAGAUUUCCAGUUCUGGUGAUAGAGCCAACCAAAAUCUACCAGCCUGCUUAUGUGUCUAUCAACAGUGAAGCUGAGGAGAGAACAGUGUCUUUGCGGCAUGUUUCACCCUCAGAAAUGUUGCAGACACAAAUCCAUGAAUGGAAGUUUACAGCCUCUUCUAUCAAGGGAAUAAGCCUCUCCAAGUUUGAUGGACGGUGUUGUUUUCUGUAUGUCUACAAUAAUUCUGAUGACUUUCAAAUCUACUUUUCAACAGAAAACCGGUGUAGCAGGUUUUGCUAUUUUGUCAAAGAGAUGCUGACCAAUGCAGUGGGCCCUACAGUGGAGCUGGACAGAGAGACUGAUGGAGACACAUUAGAAUAUGAGUAUGACCGUGAUGAGAAUGGGGAGAGAAUCAUCUUGGGGAAAGGCACCUAUGGAAUUGUGUACGCUGGCCAAGUUCUGAGCAAUCAAGUGCGAAUAGCAAUCAAAGAAAUUCCAGAAAGAGACCGCAGUUGCUCUCAACCUCUGCAUGAGGAGAUAGCCCUGCACAAGUACCUCAGACAUCGCAACAUCGUCCAGUACCUGGGCUCUGUGUCUGAGGGUGGUUACAUUAAGAUCUUUAUGGAGCAGGUGCCUGGAGGAAGCCUUUCUUCUCUCUUGCAAUCCAAAUGGGGGCCAUUGAAGGAGUCCACUAUCAAAUUUUACACCAGGCAGAUCCUGGAAGGCCUGAAGUAUCUCCAUGAAAACCUGAUAGUGCACAGAGACAUAAAGGGUGAUAAUGUUCUGAUAAACACCUACAGUGGGGUGGUAAAAAUCACCAAUGUUGGAACCUCCAAACGCCUCGCAGGAGUGAACCCAUGCACAGAGACCUUUACAGGCACUGUACAGUACAUGGCACCUGAAAUUAUUGCUCAAGGACCUCGAGGGUAUGGUGCCCCAGCAGAUAUCUGGUCCCUGGGCUGCACCAUCAUAGAGAUGGCCACCAGCAGGCCUCCAUUCCGUGAGCUCAGUGAAUCUCAGGCAGCGAUGUUAAAAGUAGGGCUGCUUAAGGUGCAUCCUGAUAUUCCACGAACCCUUUCAUUUAAAGCUAAAGGAUUCAUCUUAUCCUGUUUCGAGCCUAACCCUAGCAAACGGGUCACUGCUGCUGGGCUACUCACACAGAACUUCUUAAAGCAGUCAAAGAAGGGUGAGAGGAAGCGAACUGCUUUCAAGCCUUCAGACUCUCGUGCCCAGCCAGACACAUUCUCUGAGGAUGCCCACGCACCUGAACACCAGCCCAGCUGCCACCUCAGUGUUCCUAAUGAGAGUUCAGCCUUGGAAGACCAGGGUGCAGCCUCUUCCCGAGAAAGGAACCUGAGCCUCUUGCUGCAUGAGGACAGUGAGCAUCGUGCCAUCCUGUACAGAAUCCUUUUGGAGGAGCAGACCCAGGUGGCUUCGAACUUACAGGAGUGUGUGAGCCAGAAUUCAGAAGAGAUGCAUCUCUCAGUUGCUCACAUCAAGCAAAUAAUUGGGAUGCUGAGGGACUUCAUCUACUCCCCGGACCACAGGGUGACGGCAUCCAUGAUAUCAAAGCUAAAGAUGGUUCUAAACUUUGACAGCGUAUCCAUCAAUCAGAUUCACCUGGUACUGUUUGGAUUCCAGGAUGCUGUAAAUAAAAUUUUGAGGAACCACUUAGUUAGGCCCCACUGGAUGUUUGCAAUGGACAACAUCAUCCGCAGAGCAGUGCAUGCUGCAGUCACCACUCUCAUCCCAGAGCUCCAAGCCCACUCUGAGCCUGCCUCUCAGACAGAAGGAGUAGAUAAGCGCACGGAUGAAAUGGAACACGAUUCCCUACCACACCUGCCUAGUGGUGAAAUAUGUGUGGUAACCGAGAGGAGCAGACGUGGCUUGGUGGUUAUGCAAGAGGCCCCACCCCAGCAGCAGCAGCAGCUGAACCUCCAGCUGAACAUGCUCAAGGAGGAGAACAGCAGACUUUUGGAACACCUAGUUCAAAAAGAGCGAGAAUACCAGAAUUUCCUCCGACUGACUAUAAAACAGAAAACUCAACAACUGCAUCACCUCCAGUUACAAUGCAAAAGUAAUGGUACUGCAGAGAUCCCAGCACCCCCUCAUUUUCAAGGAACCGAUAAUGAGCUUACAGCCUGGUUGCAAAUGCAAGGAACAGAUGCAAAUACAAUUGAAAAGAUUGUUGGAGAGGAUUAUACUCUUUCUGAUAUUCUCAAUAAUAUCACUAAGGAAGACCUAAGGUGCCUUCAACUACGUGGUGGUGCCCUCUGUAGGCUCUGGCAAGCGAUUUCUCGUUACAGAAGACAAGUUCAGAAGUCCUCAGGGACUGCAGCUACACCCAAGGACAGAGCGCACAAAUAGUUGACGUGUAUGUUUAUACUUAAAGCUUCAAUCUACAUACAUGCAAAUUCUGCCGAGUUUACAAAACACUUGACCUGUUUAAUUCAAGAACUUGAAGUUUUAGAGUGUCUUUACUGGAAGUUUUUAGUCUAUUUAUAAACAUAUUUUAAAGAUUUAUAGACGUAUAUGUAAUACGAUAGUGAAUCUUAAUUUAGAUAUCCCAGCAUGUUAGACGUUCUUGUUCUUAGAAAUAAAUUUUACUUCCAUGGAAAAGUCACCCCAUCUUAUUGUACCUAAUGGAAAGUAAAAACAAUAGGUGUUUAAAAUAAGCUGUGUACCCUCCAGUUUAGGAUAUGUCUUAUUUACUAGUGUAGCACUUAAAUGUGAAAGACAAAAUGGGUAUGAACGUGCCUUACAUUGUCUAAUAGGAAUGUAACUUAAGAUAACUUCAUGUUGAAUGUAUAAAUGGAGAAAACUAAGAUAUUGGCCUUUGAAAUGUUGUGAAAUCUUACAAUAAUAAUAAAUACUGGAGGAAACAAUCAGUAUGAACAGUCUUCUGCCCCCCACUACCUGUGAACCCUGUGAACCUUUGAGAACAAAGCAAUGAUUCCUCAAGGCCAGUGAUCUCCACCCAAAGAGUGGCUGGGGUGGAAUAGGCAUACAAAGAAUUGUUCUUGUGUUUACACAAAUGAAACUAUUUUAGGAAAUAAUUUGGGGGAAGAUUAUAUACUUGUGCCUGUUUUAAACCAUACAAAUCUUUAUAUUCACACAAAGCACUAAUGUAUGACCUGCAA
This is a messenger RNA of Fukomys damarensis (Damara mole-rat), 4517 nucleotides long. It is a transcript of the gene Map3k15, whose product is annotated as mitogen-activated protein kinase kinase kinase 15. The record is from RefSeq and is a predicted model, not a curated record. The annotation marks the transcript as partial. Gene Ontology annotation, biological process: protein phosphorylation; cellular response to stress; MAPK cascade. Gene Ontology annotation, molecular function: MAP kinase kinase kinase activity; ATP binding. Lineage: Eukaryota; Metazoa; Chordata; Mammalia; Rodentia; Bathyergidae. The transcript has 29 exons.